Messenger RNA from Beta vulgaris subsp. vulgaris (sugar beet), 1959 nucleotides. Its product is annotated as protein DETOXIFICATION 19-like. The record is from RefSeq and is a predicted model, not a curated record. Gene Ontology annotation, cellular component: membrane. NCBI's taxonomy places the organism in Eukaryota, Viridiplantae, Streptophyta, Magnoliopsida, Caryophyllales, Amaranthaceae. The transcript has 8 exons. Gene Ontology annotation, biological process: xenobiotic detoxification by transmembrane export across the plasma membrane. The coding region runs from base 606 to 1712 and encodes 368 amino acids. Gene Ontology annotation, molecular function: antiporter activity; xenobiotic transmembrane transporter activity.
UCCUUUUUGAUUUACUAUUUGAUUGUGUAUUGAUUGAUUAAAUAUUUGAUUGAUAUCAUUUUCUUUGUUAAUUUUUUUAAUGCUAUAUUUGAGUUUGAUUUUCUUUCAUCUUUUUCUAUUAUAUGAUAGAGAUAAGACCAAUUUGGAGUAAUAGUUGCGGGUGUUCAUAAACAAGUAGUAGAUGCAGGUGUUCAUAAUAUGCCAUCUCUCUCUAAUCCUUGAGUUACACGCCGAUUCUCCCGUGGUUUUCUCCCCAUCCAGAGGGUUUUCAUAGGGGAGAGAAAGGUACUUGUGUGCGAGGAGGAAGCAAGAUCGCUCGACAUUAAUGGUGAUGCAGGGCCAUGACAGGAGAAGAUAAAUCGAGGGAAAAUCGAAGCGAAGAGAGUAAAGAUAGGGUGAAAGUGUCAGGUGUUGGGAGUAAUGGAAACCCUAAGACUAAAUAAUAUCUCUAUCAUUCUAUUUGAGACUCGAGAGAAUGAGAGUUGAGAGUAGCGAGCCACUGAAGUAGAAGAAUUUUUUUUUUACUUUUACCGGGUGAUCAGGUUGGUCUGAGUGGUUCGCUUGAGACAUUAUGUGGGCAAGGAUUUGGUGCAAAAUUGUACGAAAUGCUAGGAAUUUAUCUCCAAACAUCAUGUAUAGUCUCGUUGAGUUUCUCCAUAAUCAUAUCCAUAAUAUGGUGGUUUACAGAACCCAUCCUAUUAUUACUACAUCAAAGCCCUAACGUAUCGAAAGAAGCAGCCAUCUACAUGAGAUUUCUAAUACCAGGAAUUUUUGCUUAUGGAAUUUUACAAAACAUCUUAAGGUUCCUCCAAACACAAUCUGUAGUUUUACCCUUAGUUAUAUUGUCAAUCGUGUCAUUGCUCUUACAUUGUGGCCUCAGUUAUUUGUUGGUUCAUUGCACUAGUCUUGGUUAUAAUGGAGCAGCAUUGGCUACUUCAAUGUCAUUUUGGUUAUCAGUUAUAAUUUUGCUGAUCUACGUGAGUAAUGCUAAAAAAUUUGAGCACACUUGGAGAGGGUUAUCCAAGGAAUCAUUUUCUUAUGUUUUCAUCAACAUGAAAUUGGCAUUGCCUUCUGCUGCUAUGGUUUGUUUGGAGUACUGGGCAUUUGAGAUCCUGGUGUUGUUGGCUGGCCUCAUGCCAAAUUCUGAAAGAAAUACUUCUCUUAUUGCAAUGUGUGUUAAUACGGAAGCAAUUGCCUAUAUGUCUGCUUAUGGCUUAAGUGCUGCAGCAAGCACAAGAGUUUCAAAUGAGCUUGGAGCUGGGAAAGUAAAUGAAGCAAAGCAUGCAAUGGGAGUAACAUUAAAGCUAUCAAUUCUCCUAGCAGCUAUUGUUCUUCUUGCUCUAGGAUUAGGACAUAAUAUUUGGGCAGGCUUGUUUAGUGGAAGUGCCACUAUUAUCAAAGCAUAUGCUUCGAUGACUUUUUUACUUAGUAUUUCAACAUUCCUCGACACGGUUCAAGGCAUUUUAUCAGGGGUAUGCAGGGGAAUCGGUUGGCAGCACUUGGCUAUGUACAUAAAUUUGGGAACAUUUUAUCUCAUUGGUAUGCCCAUUGCAUGCUUACUCGCCUUCAAGUUUCAUUUUUAUGUCAAGGGUCUUUGGAUUGGCUUGAUUUGCGGCCUCAUCGCUCAAUCUAGUUCGCUUUUUUUGAUUACUCGACUUCAUGAAUGGACAAAACUUGAGCCCUCCGCUAGUGCCAAUGAAAGAUUUGUAUAGUCUAAGCUUUGAUGAUAGGAAGGUUAUGUAUCAACCUAAAAAAUAUUUAGUACAACAAUGUCAAAUAUAGACCAUUAAUUUUUAAUAUUCUAAAGCAUGAGUUAUCUAAAAAUAAUUCUACCUUUGGUAAAGAAAUUCGCAAGACUCAAACUUUGGUUUUUUUUGUGGUGCUAAACUUGCACACAGUAUUCUUGUUUAGUACUACCUCCGGUCUUUAUUAAUUUAUCCGUGUUUCUUUUUAUGAUGA